Molecule: messenger RNA, 1187 nt
Organism: Zerene cesonia (dogface butterfly)
Lineage: Eukaryota; Metazoa; Arthropoda; Insecta; Lepidoptera; Pieridae
Gene: PIG-K
Product: putative GPI-anchor transamidase
Exons: 7
Coding region: 92-1141 (349 amino acids)
Biological process (GO): protein localization to cell surface; attachment of GPI anchor to protein; proteolysis
Cellular component (GO): GPI-anchor transamidase complex
Molecular function (GO): GPI-anchor transamidase activity
Source: RefSeq, a predicted model, not a curated record
UAUAAACAUAUAUUGUUAAUUGUAUGUAAUUAAGUUAUGACCUAAGAAUUAUUUAAUAAACAGUGUGUUGAUCAAUGGAAAACAAUAUAAAAUGAACAUGGCGUCCAAAACUAUCGUGCAUUGUUUGAUAAUAUUUAUAGCGACCAUAAUAUCUGCUAGUCAAGGGAUAGAAAUUCCAGAACAGUUCCAGAAGUCCAACCAUACAAAUAAUUGGGCAGUUUUAGUAGAUACGUCGCGGUUUUGGUUUAAUUACCGGCAUGUAGCCAAUGUACUGUCAAUAUAUCGCAGUGUCAAGAGAUUAGGAAUUCCAGAUAGCCAGAUUAUACUAAUGAUAUCAGAUGACAUGGCAUGCAAUCCUAGAAAUCCUCGGCCUGCUACAAUUUUUAACAACGCUCACGAACAAAUUAAUGUUUACGGUGAUGAUGUAGAAGUAGAUUAUCGAGGAUAUGAGGUUUCAGUUGAAAACUUUGUUCGUUUACUAACAGGAAGGGUUCCACCCAACACACCAAGGUCCAAAAGAUUGCUCACAGAUGAAGGCAGUAAUAUCCUUAUAUACCUCACUGGCCAUGGAGGAGAUGGGUUUUUGAAGUUUCAAGACUCUGAAGAAAUUACUAGUCAGGAGCUGGCUGAUGCGCUGGAACAGAUGUGGCAGAAAAGAAGAUAUAAUGAAAUAUUUUUCAUAAUAGACACAUGUCAGGCAUCGUCAAUGUAUGAGAAGUUUUAUUCACCAAACAUUUUAGCUACUGCUAGUAGUCUUGUGGGAGAAGAUUCACUUUCUCAUCAUGUGGACUCUGCAAUUGGAGUAUAUAUUAUUGAUAGAUACACAUAUUAUGUAUUGGAGUUUUUAGAAAAUGUCCAUCCAAAUAGCAAGAAAACUAUGUCUGAAUUUUUGGCGGUAUGUCCAAAGCACGCAUGUAUAUCUACCGUGGGAGUUCGACGAGAUUUAUUCAAACGUGACCCGAGUAAAGUGCAAAUCACCGAUUUCUUUGGUUCUGUAAGACCUGUCAUAAUAACUACGGAGCCUAUUUAUAUAGUUGAUGUGCCAAAGAGGAAAAAAACGAAGUCUGUGAAUACAACAUUGCGCGAGAAAAGGGCGUAUCUACCUCAAUUCCCAAUGCAUUUAAUAUCAGAAAAUACAUAGAAUAUUUAGGAUAACAUUACCAAAUAAAGUAUUUAACGAUUUAUAA